UUUCUCUGUCGACGGAGAAAGCAAAUUUCAUUUCCCUACUUAUCAGCAGCCGGAACGUUUCGUAAAAUUUCUUAACAAGCUUUUCUUUCGCUAGGAAAAUUUAAAUUUAUUUUUUUACUGAAUCUGGCCAACUAUAUACUUUUUUAAUAAUUAUUUUAAAAGUUCUGCCAAGUCAUCGUAAGCCAUGAAGAUCAACAUUUCGGGUGGUGAAUAUACGCUGGCGGAGUUCGAGGUGGAAGUGGACACCGAGCUGAGCGCCGAGGACCUGCAGCCCGGAGCCACCGUGCUGGCCACCAACGAGGCUGAUGGCGGCCAGGAGCAGAUUGUCAGCCACGAGGAGCUGUCCAGGUUUUUCACCGUGGCGCCGGGAACCGCUCUGCCAAUGCCCACGGACGUGGUGGUGGAGCGCACCCUGGCGGAUCCGGCUCUUAAGCAGAUCCUGCAGGAGGCUGACGGCAAGAGGGACUUCGAUCCGCAGGCGGAGCAGCUGAAGAUUCGUGAAUUUCUGGCAGGGGUCACCAGCAGCAAGAUGACCACCGAACAAUCGGUGUUCCAUGGCUCGCGUUCCAACUCCUCUGCGGCUACCGGCAGCAGGAUGAAGUGCCCCCAGUGUCUGGUCCAAUUUGAUGCUGUGGUCUUCCAGAGCCACGCCUGUGAGACCAAGGUCGAGCGGAAGCCCGCUGUAGUGUCAGUGGUUCAGCAGGAGAAGCCAGUUGCUGUUCCCACUCCUCCCGCUCCAAUCAGCAAGCCAGGCAGUGAGCGGGUGAUCUUGGAGAACCUGGUGCGCCUGCGUCGUUACAUGAAGGAUGAGAUGAAGUACGACAUGGCCACCGGCAUCGACAGCUCGGGCGGCAGGAAGUCGGGAAAGGGGGCGAACGAGUGCACCAUGUGCGACCGGAAGUUUGUGCAUCCCUCGGGACUGGUGCGCCACAUGGAGAAGCACGCCAUGGACAUGAUCCCCUCGCAGGUCAGCUUGCAGCCCCAUACUGCUCCGGCUGCCGGUCUCCAUGUCGUGGUGAAAUGCAACCUCUGUGGCCGCAUCUUUUAUGAUCCACUUGUGGCCUUGAAACACGGCUUUGUUCACUACCCUGAGCAUGAAGCGCUGUGUCGUAUUCCGGAGGACCAGCACACCUCCGGCAAAAGAGAUUUUAAGGAGCUCCUGCUGGAGGGUGAGAUGCUGCUGGCAGGAGAGGUCACGGUAACGACCGCCCAGCAGAAGGCCAUCCGUCGGGAGAAGGAGCUCUUCUCCACCCUGAUCGUGGGCAGCGUUUUGCAGUGCGAGUUCUGCGAGUAUAUCUUCGCUGAUAUAGCCGAACUGCUCGUCCAUUCGGCCUCCCAUGUGGCUGAACGACGUUUCGAGUGCACCGCCUGCAACAUGCAGAUGAACACGGCGAAGGAGGCGAGCACCCACUUCCAGACGGACUGCAUCUUCAUGCGGGAGGCCAUACGCUCGCUGAAUGUCACCCUGAGUCGCCACUUUGUGUGCAACGUGUGCGAGCUUAAGUUCGCCAACACGGAUCUGCUCCAGGAGCAUCGCUACACCUCCUAUCACUACUUUCCUCGGCUCAGCCAGACUGGUAAGAAGCUGCUGCUGCCCUGCGAGUUCUGCGAGGUCAACUUCGAGUUCGCCCACGAAAUCCUGGCCCACAACGAGGAGAAGCACUUGAACAAAAAGAAGCGCGAGAAGGAAACCCGCAACGGGGGCACGGGUCGCCUGCGUCAGUAUCUGUGCGACAUCUGCGGCAAGUCGUACACCCAGUCGAGCCAUCUGUGGCAGCACCUGCGCUUCCACCAGGGUGUCAAGCCCUUCGUCUGCCAGGAGAAGAACUGCGACCGCAAGUUCACCAUCCGGCCGGACCUGAACGACCACAUCCGCAAGUGCCACACGGGCGAGCGUCCGUAUCUCUGCCUGGUUUGUGGCAAGCGCUUCCUGACCGGAUCGGUCUUCUACCAACACCGUCUCAUCCACCGCGGCGAGCGCCGCUACGAGUGCGAGGAGUGCGGCAAGCGCUUCUACCGCGCGGAUGCCCUGAAGAACCACCAGCGCAUCCACACCGGCGAAAAGCCGUACAGCUGCCUCUUCUGCACCAAGACCUUCCGCCAGCGCGGCGAUCGGGACAAGCACAUCCGGGCGCGACACUCUCAUUUGGAUGCCAACUCGCGGCUUAUGAUGCAGAUGCAGAAGUUCCAGCUGGAGUCGGCCGCAGCUGCUGCUCAGCGAGGCCAGAAAUUUAACCCGGAGCAGCAAGCAGCAGCCGCCGGUGGCAGUUCUCCGGACGUGGCCUCUUGCUCGGGAUCAGGGUCUGCCGAGGCUGGCGAACAGGUUAUACAGUAUUCGGUUAUUCAGGAGCCUCAGGAGGAAAUGAUGUGCAUGCCCAUGGGGGAGGUGAACCAGAGUUUCCUUAUGUCUCACUAUGGCGUUCCCAUGGAGGAGGAUGGCUCCGAGCAGCAGAUCAUUGUCUUUGAGGAGUCGGUCCAGGAGGUGGAUGUGAUGAGCAUUUUCAAUCCGCAGCAAAGUCAGGAUCAAAUGCAGGAGAACGCCAGGGUGGUGGUUGUCAAGAACAAUCCCGCCCAGCCGCUGUUUUCCGAUACCUAUAUGUAGUGAUCCUGUAGGAAUUCAAAUAAAGCGCCAAAUAGGCUUAGCAAUUAACAAAACCUAAA
This is a messenger RNA of Drosophila biarmipes, 2661 nucleotides long. RefSeq names its product testis-specific zinc finger protein topi. The transcript has 4 exons. The record is from RefSeq and is a predicted model, not a curated record. Gene Ontology annotation, molecular function: DNA-binding transcription factor activity, RNA polymerase II-specific; RNA polymerase II cis-regulatory region sequence-specific DNA binding. Lineage: Eukaryota; Metazoa; Arthropoda; Insecta; Diptera; Drosophilidae. Bases 185 to 2602 code for a protein of 805 amino acids. Gene Ontology annotation, biological process: regulation of DNA-templated transcription.